Cladocopium goreaui is the source of this 696-nucleotide messenger RNA. NCBI's taxonomy places the organism in Eukaryota, Dinophyceae, Suessiales, Symbiodiniaceae. The record is from the annotation of a GenBank genome assembly.
AUGGAAAGUCAGAGCUACUUCCGGCCAGAUGUUCUGGAAGGGCGUGUGGCGCUGAUCACCGGUGGUGGCAGCGGAAUCGGUUUUGAAGUGGCAAAACAGCUGGCCCUCCACGGCUGUAAAGGUGUCCUCUUGAUGGGACGGCGCAAGGCCUUUCUGGAAGAAGCAGUUGAACUUUUGGCCAAGCAAAACAUCAGCGCCGCGUGCUUCGCCGGUGAUGUCCGUAGCGCUGCGGACUGCGAUGGGGCAGUCCAAAAGGCGCUGGAGAGCUAUGGUGCGCUGGAUAUCUUGGUAAAUGCCGCUGCAGGCAACUUUCUGGCGGCUGCAGAAGAGAUAUCGAGCAACGGUUUCAAAGCUGUCAUGGAGAUCGACACCCUUGGCACCUUCAACAUGUGUCGGGCCGCUUUUUCAGCCCUGAAAGAAUCGGCCUUCGGUGGCGUGGUGACCAGUAUUACUGCAACGUUGCACUACACUGCCACCUGGUACCAGACUGCACCUGCAGCUGCUAAGGCUGCAAUUGAUGCGAUGACCAGAAAUUUGGCGUUGGAAUGGGGUGAAUUUGGCAUCCGCUGCAACUGCGUAGCGCCAGGGCCCAUCGCUGACACACCAGGUUUAGAAAAACUCAGUGGUGGCAAAGCCGAUCAAAUCUCUUGGGAUCACAUUCCUGUAAGGCGUGGAUUGAUACGUGGGGUUAUCUGA